Messenger RNA from Penaeus chinensis, 1831 nucleotides. Its product is annotated as carbohydrate sulfotransferase 12-like. Gene Ontology annotation, cellular component: membrane. The record is from RefSeq and is a predicted model, not a curated record. Gene Ontology annotation, molecular function: sulfotransferase activity. Lineage: Eukaryota; Metazoa; Arthropoda; Malacostraca; Decapoda; Penaeidae. The coding region runs from base 1 to 1086 and encodes 361 amino acids. Gene Ontology annotation, biological process: carbohydrate biosynthetic process. The transcript has 5 exons.
AUGUACAAAUACAAAGAUCUUUCUGUGGUUCUGCUGUAUCUAAUUCUCAUUGUCUUAAUUACCAUUAGUUUAUUUGCAUACAAAACCAAAGAAUAUGGCUCUACAUUCCCCUUCAACCGGACGGAGAAUUCCCAACCAUCUGCCGUAUUGGACAUCAUUGAGCUAAAAGAACAGUUUCCUGCUCCUUCGACGACCUCGGGAUCAAGUGGAAGCAACAUCACGCAACAGGAGCACGCAAAGGCCGAGGAAACUUGGAAGAGGAGCGUCGAGCGCAGGUUCGCCGAAAGACGGGAGUCGGUUCGCGCGCGGUGCGAGGAAGUGGGUCCAUAUAACUACAAUGCUCAGAGAACAGCCCAAAUGUCAUUUUACUGCAGCAAAAACUACAAUAUUUUCGUGUGUGUUACUGCCAAGUCCGGCGCCACUACUUGGAAAACUCACCUCCUUCGGCUGGACGGCGUGACCGAGCACUUCCGCAAUCCGCACAGUGGAAAAUACGACACUUUAAUCCGCGCCAGCAUUCAGCUUAAUCCCGACCAGCUCCAGGAGGCAGCGACAUCCCGGUCCGCCACUCGAAUCAUGACUGCCAGAAACCCUCUCACGCGCCUCGUCUCUGCCUACCGGGACAAGUUUAACGACGGGGAGCGCCCUCCGGUAUCCAGGUGGGGUCGUUUAACCGCAAGACAUUGCAAGAACUGCACCGGCCGCGACGGGACUCUGCCUUUCCCCCAGUUUCUCACAUUGGUAUUAUCUGAGGCGAAUGCUAUGGGUGUGGCGGGAUUAGACAAGCACUAUCGGCCUUUUUCCACCGUCUGUAGUCCGUGCAAAAUCCAGUAUGACUAUAUUUUCAAACAAGAGACCUUCGACGAAGACCUUCACUACUUAACUCAGGUUCUUAGACUCAAGGAGGUGAAAACUGGGCUGCGUACGAACACCAAGGGGAACACGACACAGUAUUCUAGCUACCUGGACUACUACAGGGAUGUCCCUCCUGAUGUCCUGAAGCAAAUCUACAAAGUGUAUGAAAAGGAUUUCAGAAUUUUCGACUAUGAAUUUCCGGAGACUCUUUUGAGAAAAAUGGAAGAUUAAUUGUGUGCACCUACAUAGAUUGUGUUUAAAGGCAGCCAUUUAGAUUAUGAUUAUCCAGUUACCAUAUGUAAAAACAAAUAAAUGAUUAUGAGAUGUAUUUUUUGUAUAACAAAACUUCACUCUGUAUCUUUUAAAUCUUAUGGAGUAAAUGGCAAAGUGCAAUGUGAUGACUUACACUUCCAGGAAGAGGUAUAUUUUGCACCAUAGUCGACAAAGAAUAAAUAAAGAUCUAAGACCAGGUCUGAUUUUUUUUUUUUUUUUUUUUUUUUUUGAUGAAUGAUGGCAAAAAUAAUUAUAAGGGUAAUGACGAUAGUAAUAAAGAAAAUGUGAACGUAAUAUUGUGAUUUGAGAGAAAAAUGUCAAUUCAGACAUAGAUUCCUGCUUCUCACCUCGUUCACGACAGUUAGAAUAUAUUGCUAAUUGUAAAGUUGUCAUCUCAAUAGACUUCUCAACAGUGUUAAAACAAACAAACAAAUAAAUAACUGAAUAAUUAUAAAUCAUAAUUACUUUUGACUUUCCAUCACACCCAGAAACAAGAGGGAAUGAGGAACAGUUACACACAUCACUGGGCUUCAUCUACAACAAAGAUCAAGGAUAGAUGGAAGGUCUAAUUAAGUAAGGUCAGCUUAUUCCAACUUCCAAAGUGGUCUAACCCGCAUAGAUUGCCACGGGCAUUGCGGGCAAGGGGUUCAGAUCUACCAGCACCUGAAUCUCUGUCGCAGCAACGUGUCUUGUGCAUGCUAAA